ACUUGUUUCAAAGGCAUUAAUAAGACCGCAGCAAUGAUGCCAUGUAGCGGGUUUAAGGUACCCCUGGUGCUGGCGCUGGCUGUCUGGAUCCUGGAGCUGUCAGGGGCCCAGGGCCCCAGGGAAGGGGUGACAUUGCAGGCUCUCCACUGCCCUGAGUGCGAGCGGAUUCACUGUACCCCAAAAAGGGCCCUGAAACUGCAGUGCAAAGGGGGGAUCACCACUGGUAUCUGCGGGUGCUGCCCAGUCUGUGCCCGGAUUGCUGGGGAGAGCUGUGGAGGAAAGUGGGACUACCUGGGCAAGUGUGAUGAGGGACUGAGCUGUGUCUACCAGGAUCUCCGAGAGCAGGAGUCCACCGGGGAGCUGAAGGGAAUCUGUACAGAGGUGCUACAGAUGGGGGAGGAGGAGAAGGAGGAGGUCUGCCGACCGCAAUGCACCUGGGAAUUCUGCAGAGACAACCCGUCUGAAAUAUGUUCAGCCAGGGCUGUGGUGCUGGAGAGCAGGGACUGCCAGGGACGGUGCCAGCACACCUCCUGCAGCAGCUGCUUCGUCAUCCAGCAGCCGCGGUGCCACGAGGCCUGCCCCUCCUCCUCCGACCUGCCCUGCCUGCGCCGCUUCGGGAGGUGCGUGCACCGCGGGUUCGGCCAGAGCCAGGAGCCUGCCUGCCACCAGGGCCUGCAGACUAAUGCAGAGGGCUUUUUUGUUUGCCUGGUCCCUAGCUGUUCCAGCACAGCCUGAAAAACUAGAAUAAUUCCACUCUUCAGAGAAAACCAGCCCUCAUCAUGAGAACCCAGUUCAGCCAGAAAUGUAGCACGCUUCAGCAAACAAGAACAAUUAAGAAAAACUGAAAUCAACUUCAAAUGAUUCUGCUAAGGUCUACUUUCCCUAUUUAAAUUUAAAUAGUUAAAUGUAAAUGUUGUUGUAUAGGUAGGUCCAUUAAUUGUUUGAAUGGAAGUAUAAUGGUGAAAGUAAAAAUGGAAAACUAUGGGCUUUGCUAUGUCAAAUAUUGUAAUUAUAGUAGUACAUGUGAUAAAUAAAGAUUGCACAAUGUGCCAGAUUGCCUUAAUUCAUGAA
Molecule: messenger RNA, 1071 nt
Organism: Lepisosteus oculatus (spotted gar)
Lineage: Eukaryota; Metazoa; Chordata; Actinopteri; Semionotiformes; Lepisosteidae
Product: cysteine-rich motor neuron 1 protein
Biological process (GO): regulation of signal transduction; regulation of cell growth
Cellular component (GO): extracellular region
Molecular function (GO): insulin-like growth factor binding
Source: RefSeq, a predicted model, not a curated record